Messenger RNA from Saitoella complicata NRRL Y-17804, 495 nucleotides. RefSeq lists its product as uncharacterized. NCBI's taxonomy places the organism in Eukaryota, Fungi, Ascomycota, Saitoellomycetes, Saitoellales, Saitoellaceae. The coding region runs from base 131 to 427 and encodes 98 amino acids. The transcript has 2 exons. The record is from RefSeq and is a predicted model, not a curated record.
AUGUAAGCUGUAGCAUAGCAAAAAUAAGUAGUGGAGAUCCCCGUAUAGAAACUUCCAGCAAAAAAACACAAUAAUAGACCUGUAGAUAGAGAAUGAUACGCCCGCCGCACCCAAAAAGAUCGCAAAACACAUGAACGAAAUCCAAAAAUCAAAAUCCUACCGAAAAAGAAUGAGUCCUUUGCGUGCUCGGCAUUACACACCAACCCACGACACAACGACACAACGACACAACGACACAACGACACAACGACACAACGACACAACGACACAACGACACAACGACACAACGACACAACGACACAACGACACAACGACACAACGACACAACGACACAACGACACAACGACACAACGACACAACGACACAACGACACAACGACAACGUCCAACGUACGUAUACUCUACCGCCUCCAACCUGCCCACAAUGAACCGACGAUAUCCUUCGCCCAACGACACAACGACACAACGACACAACGACACAACGACACAACGACAC